Molecule: messenger RNA, 1938 nt
Organism: Durio zibethinus
Lineage: Eukaryota; Viridiplantae; Streptophyta; Magnoliopsida; Malvales; Malvaceae
Source: RefSeq, a predicted model, not a curated record
CAUUUUUUUAUUGGUUGAUUCCAUUUAUAUUCUAUGACAAAUUGUAUAUCCCACAAAGAAAAAAAAUUUCCAGACUCUUUCCUAAAUCCAUGAGAUGCCGGUUUAACUUGGCUCCCAUAAAUAUGCAAAGGAGUAGACAGCAUGAAAACUCUGAAAGUAAAACAGAGAAACAAACUUGCAGUUAUCUGUUAGCCAAACCAAAUCCUGGAUAAAACCCUGAUCAAAAUAUCUGUCAGGUUCUGCUCAAAACAUUCUUUCUUUAUUUUGAUUGAAUUGAGCGAAUCCUAAUUUGAUUGAGGGAAAAAAGAAGAUUGUAGAGAUUGGCAAAUGGCGAUAGAAUACGAGCCCAUCAAGGGAUGUGCGGAUGAAAAGCAUUUGGGGAUGAAUGUUGGCAAUGCUGACAAAAUCGAAGAUCAUGAUGAUGAUGAUGAUGAAAAUAAGGAAUUGAGCCAAUUGGAAGUUCAGAUCUCUGAGGCAGUCGUUGCCAACUCAAGACAUCUUCCUCUCCACCAUCAACAGCCGCAACGAGCACAGCAGCGUCUUGUUUCCUUGGACGUUUUCCGGGGUCUCACCGUUGUGCUAAUGAUACUUGUAGAUGAUGUUGGUGGACUUCUUCCUGCUAUCAAUCAUUCACCAUGGAAUGGUUUAACUCUUGCAGAUUAUGUCAUGCCAUUUUUCCUCUUCAUUGUUGGUGUUUCACUAGGACUGACAUACAAGAGAGUUUCCUGCAGAGUUAUGGCAACUAGAAAAGCAAUAUUACGGGCAUUAAGGCUUCUGAUGCUAGGCCUUUUCCUACAAGGAGGCUUCUUCCAUGGGCUCAACAAUUUAACUUAUGGGGUGGAUAUUCAACAAAUGAGAUUGAUGGGCAUACUGCAGAGAAUUGCAAUAGCAUAUUUAGUAGCAGCAAUGUGUGAGAUUUGGCUGAAGGGUGGUGAUCAUUUAACAUCAGAAUUAACACUGCUGAAAAAGUUUAAAUUUCAAUGGGUUGCAGCUUUGGUGCUUACUAUUAUAUAUAUUUCCUUGUUAUAUGGUUUGUAUGUUCCCGAUUGGGAAUAUCAGAUUCCAGAUGCAACUUCUUCCUCAGCACAAAAGAUUUUUUCAGUGAAAUGUGGAGUACGAGGUGACACUGGACCAGCUUGUAAUGUGGUUGGAAUGAUUGAUCGUAAAAUACUGGGUAUUCAACAUUUGUACAGGAAACCAGUCUUUGAGAGAACAAAGCAAUGCAGCAUCAACUCACCAGAUUAUGGCCCAUUACCUUCUGAUGCACCUACAUGGUGUCAAGCCCCAUUUGAUCCCGAAGGACUUCUGAGUUCAGUGAUGGCGAUGGUUACCUGCUUGGUUGGUUUGCACUAUGGGCAUAUAAUUGUCCACUUUAUGGAUCAUAGGGAUCGGAUUCGUCUUUGGUUGAUACCAUCUUCAGCUUUUCUAGUCUCGGGGCUUGCCUUGGACAUUUUUGGUAUGCAUGUUAACAAGGCUCUUUACACAUUCAGUUACAUGUGUGUUACUGCUGGCGCUGCUGGCUUUCUCUUUGCUGGAAUCUAUCUACUGGUUGACAUCUGUGGAUAUCGACGCACAACAUUGGUGUUGGAGUGGAUGGGGAAGCAUGCAUUGAUAAUUUACAUCCUUGCAGCCUGCAAUAUCAUGCCAAUUAUUAUACAGGGGUUCUAUUGGAAGCAGCCCCAAAAUAACAUUGUGGGUUUUUUGACCUUCCUCUUGAGAUUUUCUGGUCGUCUAAUUUCAUGAGUUUAUCAUUUUGACUACUCUACUAGAUAUUGCAGCCUUAUAGAUCCUUGUUUGAACUUGUCCCUACCAGCUUAGCUUUUUUUGGAAUUGGAACAUGAUUUGUUGCAAUUCGUGGAAAUAUAGGCUACUUCUUUUCCCAACUGAAGGCUCUCUCUCUGUCUCUGUCUCUCUCUUUCUCUCUCUCUCUCUCUCUAU